Messenger RNA from Psylliodes chrysocephalus, 888 nucleotides. The record is from the annotation of a GenBank genome assembly. NCBI's taxonomy places the organism in Eukaryota, Metazoa, Arthropoda, Insecta, Coleoptera, Chrysomelidae.
AUGUGCUGUGUGUCAUGGUUUGCAAAAGCAUGUUCCAAAAAUGUGAAAAACAGCGAAGGCACAUCUGCAACCUUUCAAAAUGAAGAAGUCAGUGUCAGACUAGUUGAUAAACAUGAUGAAGAGGAAGAAGAACUACUAUUUAUUAAUUCUAUGGACUCAAUUAAUUUAAAAAGCUCUUGGUAUGAACAAAUUUAUGUUGAAGGUAAAAUUGUUAAAUUUAAAUUAGACAGUGGCUCCAAUAUGUGGCACAUCGUCUUUCUAGCAGUAUUUCCAUGUAUAAUUAGCGCCGGUGUUAAACCACUGGAAUCUCUGGAAGAUGGAUCACUUUGGAGAGAGAGGAUCGCAGACGCCCUUUUAUCAGACGACGAUGAUUUUUCUAGUGAAAAUUCCCAGAUUUUUCGCCAUCGAUACCCCUACCAAAUCGUAGAAAAUACAGAACCGGACUUGUCCAUGUAUCCUCGCCGUCCGUCCGGCAAACGGGCACUAGCGAUGUUCGCGCGUUGGGGCUCGAUCAACGGCAUCGGUAAAAAUAGGCCGCCGAUUAGAGCCAGCAAUCUCUUCGAUUCAGACGACCAACUCAGCACGAACAGCAGGAGAAUGCAAGGCCAGCCGCUCAGAUGGGGUUAAAGACGUUUGGAAGGUAGAAGAUACAGCGAUUAGGGCGGUUUGAGGUCUUAGAACUAAGAUACGGAGGAAGAAAAUACGCUUAAUUUGGUUAAAAAAAUGUUUCUGGUGACUUAACUGUAAUAUUAAUUUGUAUUUUGGAAAAUUUAGAUUUUGGUAAAAAAAUAAUAUGACUAUUUUGUAGAUAACGCUUGAGGAAUGAUGGAUAGCAACUCCAAAUCCUUACAUUUAACACAUAUUAUGAUGAAAUAAAUGAUUGAGUAC